UGUGCGCAUCCGGCAUCCAGCUCCCAGGGAGUGAAUCCACCCAGCCAGACCCACAGUGCCGCCCGCCCUGUCCUGUCCUGCUCCCAGCCUGCGGGAAGGGGAGACGAGCAGACGCCCCCAGGAACGGCCGCAUUCCCCACCUGAAUCCCCCCGAAGCCCCACCAUGCUGCGUGUGCUGCUGCUGGCCGCCCUGCUGGGCCUGGCGGGGGCGCUGCCCUUCGAGCAGGCGGCCUUCUGGGAUUUCUCCAUGGACGACGGGCCGGCCGUGCAGAACGACGAAGAGGAGGCUUCGGGCAUCUUCCCCACCUCGGGGGUCCCCGACUUCGAGGACGUCAUCACUGCCUACGGGGGGCUGUGCCCCUUCGGCUGCCACUGCCACCUGCGGGUGGUGCAGUGCUCUGACCUGGGCCUGAGGUCAGUGCCCAAGGAAAUCGCCCCCGACACGAAGCUGCUGGAUCUGCAGAACAACCAGAUCACGGAGCUGCGGCCUGAGGAUUUCAAGGGGCUGCAUCACCUCUAUGCCUUGAUGCUGGUGAACAACAAGAUCUCGCGGGUGCACGAAAAGGCCUUCAGCCCCCUGCACCGGCUGCAGAAGCUCUACAUCUCCAAGAACCAGCUGGCCGAGAUCCCGCCCAACCUGCCGCCCUCCCUGGUCGAGCUGCGAAUCCACGACAACAAGAUCCGCAAGGUGCCCAAGGACGUCUUCAAGGGGCUCAACAACAUGAACUGCAUCGAGAUGGGGGGCAACCCUUUGGAGAACAGCGGAUUUGAACCCGGCGCCUUCGAUGGCCUGAAGCUGAAUUAUCUGCGCAUCUCAGAGGCCAAGCUGACGGGUAUCCCCAAAGACCUGCCCGAGACCCUAAACGAGCUGCACCUGGAUCACAACAAAAUCCAGGCCAUUGAGCUGGAAGACCUGAUCCGCUAUGGGAAGCUGACCAGGCUGGGCCUAGGGCACAAUGCCAUGCGGAUGAUCGAGAACAGGAGCCUGGCCUUCGUCCCGGCGCUCCGGGAGCUGCACCUCGACCACAACCGGCUCUCUCGCGUACCCCCUGGGCUGCCCGGCCUCCGCUUCCUGCAGGUGGUGUACCUGCACGCCAAUGACAUCACUCAGGUGGGGGUGAACGAUUUCUGCCCCGUGGGAUUCGGAGUGAAGCGAGCCUAUUACAACGGAAUCAGCCUCUUCGGGAACCCGGUCCCCUACUGGGAGGUGCAGCCAGCCACCUUCCGCUGCGUCACCGACCGCCUGGCCAUCCAGUUCGGCAAUUACAAGAAAUAAGGGGGCUGGGGAGGGGGGACAGGGUGGGGGUGCAGUGGGGAGGGGGAGCCAGGGGAGGUGUAGGGGGAAUAGAAGGAGGCAGCAGGGGAUCUGGGGGUGCAGAGAAUGGGGAAACCUGAGGCCUGUUGGGUCCAGCGCUGUGGCCCCAUUACCUGCCAUGCUGGGGGGCUCCAUGGCACGGGGAGCGGCUCUAACUCAGCUCCCUCCCACAGCGGCGAUACCCCAGCUCUGCAUUGUCCCAUUGGCAUCGACUCGGUAACCCACAAAGCACAUGCCCCAGUAUCGGCAGGAUCGGGGCCGCUGGGAUCUUACUGCCAAUCCUUGGAAAGUUCCCCAACUCCCCCCGCCCCAAUCACCCCUGGGACCACUUGUCCCCCAAGUCAUGAAAACGGGAUGGGAAGGUUGAGGGUUUGGCCCCAAACCAGUUAGAAUUUUGUAACUUGGGGGGGAAGGCCCCCAAAGGUGACAACAUCUUGCAAGAGAAUUGCAAACAAAUUGACAAAGAAAAUCUUGAAACCAUCAGGGAGAAAAUGUAGGGUGAAAAAUGGAGAAAAUUUGUAACAAUUGUGGCAGAAUUUUGCAGGCUGACUUCUUUGCAAAUUGCCAAGAAACAGCCAGGAAAUUGGUGAGCCAAAGCCAUGGAGAAUAUUGCAUUUUUUGGGGACACACAUUUGCAUGAAUAUUUUGCCCUAAAAGCAUCAUGGAGGAAAUUGUAAAAAUUUUGCAAAAAAGUUCUUGCCACGUUUGCAUGAAAAGAUUGAAAAAAAGGAAAGUCAUGAAGAAAAGUACAAAAAGUGUAUCAUACAUUUGCAUACAUAUGCAUGAGCUUCGCUACAAAAAGCAAACCAAACACCCCCUUAAUUUUGAAUGAAAAUCCAAGAAAAAUUUAUCCCCAAAAAAUUAAAUUUUGCAUUAAAGUACAAAAGUAUUUUGCAAAAAAUUCAUUGGGAAAAUUGCAAAAGAAAACUUAUAAAUUUGCAUGAGAAAGGGGAAAUGGCUAAUGCUGUCACGCAGGAAAUGGCAAAUAUUUUGAAGAAUGUCUUGAAUGCAUUGAAUGCAUGUGUGUGAAAAUGCAUGACACUUUUGCAAACCAGUGAUAACUUGGCGAUAAAACUCAAGAAUGUCACAGAGAAAAGAGCAAACAUUUGUUUUAAAAAUAUUUGCAAAUUUGCACGAACACUCCAAGAUCUGCACAAAAUGGCACCCCCAAAAGUCAUGAAGAAACCUGAAAACAGUUGGUGAAAAUAAAUAUUAAAACCAGCCUGUAACCAUUUACGAGAAACAUAAUGGCAAAUUCUGGCCAAAAUGUCGCAAACGGUUGCUGAAAAUAUUGCAGAAAAUGGGGCCACCGAUCGUGCAAAAUGCGCAAAGCAACUUGUGAAAAUCUGGCAAAGGCAAAAACGUGGAAAAGACAAGAGGAGAUCGUGCAAAGCUGGUGCAAAAGAAUCCCCCUGUCCCCACAUGGCAAACCCUCUGCACACAAAACGCGCUCCGUUCUGCACUAAUUAGUGCAAAUGUUUCCCGCGCGAUUCUGCAGCACCCACCUCGCAAGCUGCCUGUGAGAGCAGAGCACUGCCCGCCCCCCCCCCCGAAUGGCCCCUACGGGGGUGGCUGCGGAACUCAUGGGGGGCCCCUGUUGCUGGGGGGGAGGGCAGAUUUGCAUCCCUGCUUCUUCAAAGACCCGUGGGGGCGGGGGCAGGAAACUUCCCGCUUUGCACCAACUUUCAGCCUCCUGGGUUUUCCCUUCUUCUUCCGGCUGGGGCCCCGAUCCAGCCCUGUCAAGGCCCGAUUUCCUCGGGCUAGGGUAGCUGUGGCCAGGGCCUGCAGGGCCAUGGGGAGGGGGCACCCCCCAGGGUGGGGUCCGGACGACCAAGUAACUGUGGGACGGGGUGCCCAGGGGCUCCUCGCCAUCCUCAGAGUUGACCCCCCCGGCCCCCCGAGCUGCGAGCCGAGCCCCCCCCCGCGGUAGUGA
This is a messenger RNA of Dermochelys coriacea (leatherback sea turtle), 3248 nucleotides long. It is a transcript of the gene BGN, whose product is annotated as biglycan. The transcript is spliced from 8 exons. Bases 164 to 1276 code for a protein of 370 amino acids. The record is from RefSeq and is a predicted model, not a curated record. Gene Ontology annotation, molecular function: protein binding. Lineage: Eukaryota; Metazoa; Chordata; Testudines; Dermochelyidae.